AUGGAAGCCAUGACCCUGCCCGUCAAGCCUACAGGCUCACCAGCCGCAGUCCCAACUCCAGAAACAGCAAGGCCAGAAAGAAAUGAAGAAAAUGAACCUACCCAGCCAUCAACGCAGACAAAAAAAUAUCUACACCGCAUAUCCCUUCAUCCAACACUAACACCCUACCGCCGACGCGUCUAUCGUGUCCUCCUCUCUGUCCCAGCAGGUCGCUGGACGACUUACUCUGCAAUGGCGACGUAUCUGGGGUCCAGUGCGCGCGCUGUGGGAAAUGCAAUGAGGAGUAAUCCCUUUGCACCGGAGGUGCCGUGCCAUCGUGUCCUUGCGGCGAAUGGGACGCUGGGUGGGUAUAAAGGGGAAUGGAAGGUGGAUGGACAUAAAGCUGGUGGGGGAUUCUGCGAAGAAAAACGCCUCAGACUUGAAGAGGAGGGGGUGGUUUUUGUUGAUGGGAAAGUGAGCGGUGUUUGUUUCAGGGAGUUUGUCGACUUUGGAAAGAAGUGA
Penicillium olsonii is the source of this 501-nucleotide messenger RNA. The record is from the annotation of a GenBank genome assembly. Lineage: Eukaryota; Fungi; Ascomycota; Eurotiomycetes; Eurotiales; Aspergillaceae.